CCUUUCACCUUUAAUAUUAUCUGGCAGCUUCUUCUUCUUCUUCUAUUUAAAUAAAUUGAUAGCAAGAAAACUAAGCAUAUAGCUUGGGAAAGGGAAAAAAAUCUGCCAUGGCUGAUGAGCAGAGAAAUUGGUUUGUCUUUAUGGUGUUGUUUUCUUGUUUAGUAUAUUCGGCGUAUUCUUACCAGUUCGUGGUGGGAGGUAAAGAUGGAUGGGUCGUGAAACCUUCAGAAAACUACAAUCAAUGGGCUUCGAGGAUGCGCUUUCAAGUUAAUGACACUAUUCUGUUCAAAUACAAGAGCGGGUCGGAUUCGGUGUUGGUGGUGAACAAAGGAGACUACGACAGCUGCACCGUUGCGAAUCCUCUGCUCAAACUCGACGACGGGAAUUCAGUCUUCAAAUUCAACCGCUCUGGUCCAUUCUACUUCAUCAGCGGCAACAAGGCUAAUUGUGACCAGGGCCAGAAGCUAACCGUCGUCGUUUUAGCCAUCAGGACUCCGCCCGCAGGGAAAGGCGGACCUCCUGGCUCUCCGUUAUCGCCGGGCCAUCCUGGUGGGGGAGCUCCAGUGCCAGCUGGCUCUCCGUCAUCGACAGGCAAUCCUGGUGGUGGAAUUCCAGUGCCAGCUGGCUCUCCGUCAUCGACAGGUAAUCCUAGUGGUAGAGCUCCGGUGCCAGCUGGCUCUCCGUCAUCGACAGGCAAUCCUGGUGGUGGAGUUCCAGUGCCAGCUGGCUCUCCGUCAUCGACAGGCAAUCCUAGUGGUAGAGCUCCGGUGCCAGCUGGCUCUCCGUCAUCGACAGGCAAUCCUGGUGGUGGAGUUCCAGUGCCAGCUGGCUCUCCGUCAUCGACAGGCAAUCCUGGUGGUGGAAUUCCAGUGCCAGCUGGCUCUCCGUCAUCGACAGGCAAUCCUGGUGGUGGAGUUCCAGUGCCAGCUGGCUCUCCGUCAUCGACAGGCAAUCCUAGUGGUAGAGCUCCGGUGCCAGCUGGCUCUCCGUCAUCGACAGGCAAUCCUGGUGGUGGAGUUCCAGUGCCAGCUGGCUCUCCGUCAUCGACAGGCAAUCCUAGUGGUAGAGCUCCGGUGCCAGCUGGCUCUCCGUUAUCGCCGGGCCAGCCUGGUGGAGCUCCGGUGCCAGCUGGCUCUCCCGGAUCUCCGUCAGGAGCGCCUUCUCCGGGUGGUUCCGGAUCAGGGUUUGGGCCGGCUCCGGCAAGUGAUUUACCGGGAUCGCCUUCCUCGUCGACGACGCCGGGAUCACCGGGUUCUUCUGUGCCGGGAGCGCCUGGCUCCUUGACACCGGGAAGUGGGACGCCGGCGGACGCUAAUUCACCGCCGGGGUCGUUAUCGGCGCCACCGUGCAGUGGUUCGGUUUUGUUGAUGUCAGUGUUGAGUUUGGGUGUGGGCACAUUGAUAUUUUCACCCAACAUUUAGCUUUAUCAUUGGAUUAUGAUUUGGUAGGAAUAUGUUGCGAUAUUUAUUAUUGUUUCUCUUAUUUGUUUGUGAUUCCGUCGAGUUUAUGUAUGAGAGCAUUUGUAUACUUUUUGUUUAAGUAUUUGUAUAUUGGGAUGCUUGUUAUUGUUGCUCUUAUUUGUUUGUAAUUUGUGCCAAUUUAUUUAUGAUAGAGUAUUUGUAUAAUGUA
This is a messenger RNA of Salvia splendens (bonfire salvia), 1629 nucleotides long. Its product is annotated as early nodulin-like protein 1. Lineage: Eukaryota; Viridiplantae; Streptophyta; Magnoliopsida; Lamiales; Lamiaceae. Gene Ontology annotation, cellular component: plasma membrane. The record is from RefSeq and is a predicted model, not a curated record. The transcript is spliced from 2 exons. Gene Ontology annotation, molecular function: electron transfer activity. Bases 108 to 1421 code for a protein of 437 amino acids.